AUGGCCACUGUCAAGACAGCCAUAGGCUGUGUGGUGCGAGCCAUGAAACACGCGGGUAUUACUUCCUUGACUCCAGAAACUCUUUACCGAGGAAUAGCAAAUUCAGAGAUGCUUGAGAAAUCGGACGUCUCUGCACUUUUCUACUCGCUACACGACCUUCUAAUAGCAGUGUAUUACUACCGGGGCCAGCUUGCCGAUCCAUCUGCCCAGCUCCAAGCCCUUGCCGCGGAGUACAGAAGUCGAGAUAAAGUCCGUCCCACAGCGCGGGACUUUCUUUUGGUCAUGGAGAACGCCCUCAUCAAAAUGGGAUUUGCUUUCUCUAUCACACGUACUCAUGUUCACACCGCCGACCUUUGUAGGGCUGUGGCAGACUUUGAUGGCCAUACUAUGGCUUUAGCAAUUUGCUACGUUGUGUUAAUUUCUCGCCUCCUACACGUUGCCCUUUUUACCUCUAUCAAUGUCUCAGGCAUUCACUUAUGUGCUGAAAGCGUUACAAAAGAAGGUGUAGUGAGUAACAAAGGGACACACAAGCUAAGCGAUUCCAGAGGCGGAGCCAAGGGUGCAGCACCCAUCCAGAAAGCUCUAUCACUUAACCAGCGGCCACAGAGCCGCACUAGGACCCUUCCUCAAACGCAAGGAUCUCUGUCUAUAGAAGAAUCCGUCCCAGAACUGGUAAGUAAGAUACAUGAAGAUCUGGAAAGAAUUCGUAACUAUACACGCAAAAUCAACAUACUCUUACCUAGAUGGUCGUGCAGUGUCUCAGAAGCACUGCAUCCAGCAGAGAUUGCAGACAUUAUGGAUGGAAAGGCCCUCCCGAAGGAGUCGGAUCGAUCGAAGAUAGCGUUAUAUUCCAGAAAGCAAGCCAAUAGUCAAGAGUGUCUCCAGAGGAUCGCACAUGCUAACGCAAUCAUUGAUAUAAUUGCAUCCUUGGUGUACAGGGGGUUAUCAGACAAGAAGUAUUGGGUGGCUGCUCCAGGAGGGGGGACCACACCUUAUAGGCAGAGGGAGCUCUACGUUGAUGACGUGCACCUGGUUAACUUGCAAGUUCUAAAGCAGGUCCUAGGGGCCGCCUACUUGUCUACUAGCACCCCUUUGCACGGAGGAGAAAAGAUGCUCCUUCCAUUUGUCCGGGGAGGAGAAAGGUACCAUGACAACCUGAGACCGUUCUUGCAGCACCAUUCAGAGAAGCAUCGCAAGGCAAUGAAUGCAUCGACACGUACAUACAACGACAUCUGCAAGAUAAUAAACGACCUCAUGAUUGAUGCCGAUAACGUGUGCUUGAGAAGACUGCGUGACUUUGCCAAGCCAGAUCCUGAACGAGAUUAG
This is a messenger RNA of Giardia duodenalis, 1326 nucleotides long. RefSeq lists its product as uncharacterized. The transcript has a single exon. The record is from RefSeq and is a predicted model, not a curated record. NCBI's taxonomy places the organism in Eukaryota, Fornicata, Diplomonadida, Hexamitidae. Bases 1 to 1326 code for a protein of 441 amino acids.